This is a messenger RNA of Schistosoma mattheei, 459 nucleotides long. The record is from the annotation of a GenBank genome assembly. NCBI's taxonomy places the organism in Eukaryota, Metazoa, Platyhelminthes, Trematoda, Strigeidida, Schistosomatidae.
AUGUCUACGUUACCUGAAGGUUGGGUAUCUCGAAUCAGCUCUAGUAGUGGAAAACCAUACUAUGUUAAUACAGUUACAAAUGAGUCACAAUGGGAAUAUCCUCAGCAUCCAGUCAUAUCCACAAAUAAAGUUCGAUGCUUACAUUUACUAGUGAAGCAUAAUGAGUCUCGACGUCCCUCAUCUUGGAAACAACAGAACAUCACUCGAUCUAAAGAUGAAGCCUUAGAUUUAAUAAAAAAAUACAAACAACAAAUUGAAGCUGGUGAAUAUACAUUUGAAGAACUUGCCCGAACUGAAAGCGAUUGCAGUUCAGCUCAUUCUGGUGGUGAUUUAAAUUUCUUUAGUCGUGGUCAAAUGCAAAAGCCAUUUGAAGAUGCUGCAUUUAAAUUAGAAAUUGGUGAAAUGUGUGGUCCUGUAUAUACAGAUUCUGGAAUUCAUUUAAUCAAACGAAUUGCAUAA